This is a messenger RNA of Alternaria postmessia, 1356 nucleotides long. RefSeq lists its product as uncharacterized. The transcript has a single exon. Gene Ontology annotation, molecular function: ubiquitin protein ligase binding; protein-macromolecule adaptor activity. Gene Ontology annotation, cellular component: cytoplasm; cytosol; plasma membrane. Gene Ontology annotation, biological process: ubiquitin-dependent endocytosis. The record is from RefSeq and is a predicted model, not a curated record. NCBI's taxonomy places the organism in Eukaryota, Fungi, Ascomycota, Dothideomycetes, Pleosporales, Pleosporaceae. Bases 1 to 1356 code for a protein of 451 amino acids.
AUGCCCGGUCGUCUGUUGAGCACCCUCGCGAGGGUUGCGCCCACGCCAUUGCCUAAACUGGACCCCGUUAAACCACACGCCGAGGGCCUGCUUCCGCCAGUAUACUCAUACGACGCACCCCGCGUAAAAGCAAAGUCCAAGUCGGAAGAGUCGCUCGUCAUGGAUAUCUUCAACCGCCACAAGCAUGACAAGCACGCGAAGGAAAAGGAAGAAGUCAAGAAGAGCCCCAAGGUUGAGGCUCAGGGUGCGGCUUCCAUGAACAUGAGCGUCGAGUCGCCACCCAUUGUCUUCUACAACAGCCCGCAAACUUCGACUGGCGCAAUUUUCUCGGGUCAGCUCGUCAUCAAUGUUCAUGAUCCCUACGUCACCGUGGAAAAAUUCGAGAUGCGCAUGCUCGCCAUCGUUUCCACUAAGAAGCCUGUCGCCCCACACUGCGCCGAGUGCAGCACGCAAACCACUGAAAUCCACAAGUGGGAGUUCCUGACGCAUCCUACCACCCUGCGUCAUGGUCCACACACUUUCCCCUUUAGCCAUUUGCUACCGGGACACCUACCCGCGACUACGCAUGGCAGCCUCGCUACCGUCGAUUACUACCUGUCUGCUGUUGCCACUACCUCAUCGGGAAAGAUUACCUACAAGCGUAACCUUGACAUCAAGCGCGCCAUCUUCCCGGGUGCCGAAAAGCACUCCAUUCGAAUCUUCCCACCCACCAACCUAACCGCUUCGGUUAAGCUGCCACCGGUCAUCCACCCGAUUGGCGACUUUCCCAUUGAGAUGCGCUUAUCCGGUAUCGUUCAGAACAAGGCGGACUCACAGACGCGCUGGAGACUUCGCAAGCUCAACUGGCGUAUCGAAGAAACCCAGAAGUUCAUCGCUCCAGCUUGCGCCAAGCACAUCUCCAAGGUCGGUGGUGAGGGCAAAGGCGUCCUUCAUGAGGAUGUCCGCGCCAUCGCUAGCGAGGAGGUCAAGACUGGCUGGAAGACCGACUUCGAGAAGGGCGAAAUCGAUGUAGAGUUCCAGGCUGCCUGCAACGUCGGCCUCAAGCCUCUAUGCGACAUGGAGAGCCCUAGCGGAAUGAGCGUUAAGCACAACCUUAUCAUCGAGAUGGUCGUUGCUGAAGAGUGGGCACCACUGAAGAAGCUUAGCCAGGCUACUCCUACUGGUGCUGCCCGCGUUCUCCGUACCCAGUUCCACCUCGUUCUUACUGAGCGCUCUGGUAUGGGUAUCGCCUGGGAUGAGGAGCAGCCCCCUCUGUACGAGGACGUUCCCAUUAGCCCGCCCACUUACAUCGAGGACUGCGAAUUCCCAUGGUCCAACAACAGCUCUCGUUCCGGUAGCUUCAGCCUGGAGCAGUAG